GUCUAGAGGUACGACAUCGGCAUAACGCGCCCCUCUUGUGUGGACACAGCGUGGUUGUGUAGAGAUAGUUUUUAGCUAGGGGCUAGAGAGCGCAGUGCAGUGGUGUUCGCUUCUUACCCUCACAGCCCAGCGAGCUGAGGUCCGUCGGGUUUGCCGCCCUACCUUUGGAAGAUCGCGACCAUCAUCCGAGUCCGGAAACCGGGAGACUUGAUCGAAGUUUUUAAGUGACGAACCCGAUGCGAAAAAGGGGGAUUUGCGAAUUUCUUUUGUGUUCAAUCGUUAGAAGCCUAAACCCUGUUGUGAUCUGUUUUAUCGGUGUGUUCUUUUGGGGAUUGUUAGAUCCUAGACAAGAGUGAUAUUGUUUUAUAGAGUGUUCAAAAGCGCUUUGCAUGAUUACGUUUGAGGAAAUUUUUGGUCGAACGCCGAAUCGUGCCAAAAUCAGUCGAUUGCAACUGAAGCAAAACAGUUUAGUGAAAAGUUUCGCCCUAGCCAGCCGAUAGAAAGGGGGAGAGUUUUUGUUUUUUAUGUUAGUGCGCAAGUGUGGUAACGAAAAAAAACGUAGUUCAUUAAUUAAUUUUACUCUGUCGAGUGGAAAAUUAUAUGUAAAUUUCUUGCGGCCUGCGAGCUCGCCAAGUGAACGAAAAAUAGCUACAAGACGGCGUCGGCGGCGGCGGCCGGUGAAGGCUCAGAGCUGGGCUUCGGCAUGAAAGAAGGUGAUGAGUAAAUAAAACAGAAGCACUGUGAAACAGUUGGAUGGUCGGUGAAAAGUUUGAUCGUAUCGAUAACGAGACAAGUGGAAGCGAAACACAACACCGGAGGAAGCCAUCGGGAAAGUCCCCUCAGUGCUCCUAAAUAAAUCAUCUCCCACCGACGACGACGACGACCAAGACGAAGACACGGAAGAAGAUUUGAAAAAUAAGCCACAGAUUUGUUUCAGUGUAUGGUUACCGCUUCAAGAAAAAAAAAUAUUAAAAUUAGAUGAUCUGCCGGUGGAUCUCUUGAGGAGAGGUGAAAACGGAAACAAGUGAGGCAACUCGACCCGAGAGCUAGAGUGUGAUUAUCGCCUAGGCGUCCGAAAUAAAUCCUCCACCAGAAAAAAAAAAAGUCAUCAUUUAGUGAGAAAGUAAUGUGAUUCGUCGUCUUCGUCGCAGAAGAAGAAAUGUACAGUUAAUCGCCAUCCGUAGCGCGCGCACACACACAUAGAUUCACUAAUGGCGACUGUUAUUCGAUGCGCGCAGCUUUGAAUCGGGAUUUGAGAUUUGUUUUUCUGUUUCUAUUUUCGUCAACGGAGAUCAGCCGCCACCGCCAGAAGCGCAGUGAAUCGAAUCACAAGGCUGAAAGGGGCCCAUAAUAGGGAAAAGUAGUGCGCGCCGGGGCGACAUUUUCUGACAAGUGUCAAGUGACAAGUGCGUGUGACCCUCCCGUUGUUGUCGUCUUCCGUUCCCCGAGCUGAGUGGAUUAACUGUUGACACUAAGCUUGCCUUUUCGGCCCAGCUGUGCAUCCUUUUUGGUUGGAGGUUGUUGGAAUUCUUCUGCGGCAGUUAUCAUCUAUUGAUUGCAGUGGUGACCAACCGACCAGCAAGAUCGCGGACAGUUGACCAAGUGAGACCGAGACACGAGCUUCCAAUAAGGGCCACGUGAAAUGACAAUUUAUGAUCUCAUCCCCUGUUGUCGUAGCCUACUGCGCGUCUUCACCGAACUCACCAACUGCAGCGAAUUACGAUGAUGAUCGCCAACUGAUCGCCAUAUCUGCAGCUCGACCGAAAAAUGCAUCACUGCCAUCAAUUGCCACCGCCAAUCAGCAGCACCAGCAACCACUUCACCAAAGCAACAACCACGUCCUUCAGCCGGACUACUGCGACCACGACUCGGCAACGACGUCGUUAAUUUCGGCCAAACCUUUUGGCGGCCUGCUACGCCGCCCCGAAUCCUCGCGUAUCAAUUUAAAAACAUUUAAAUUUCGGUAAUCUCCUCUCGGUGUGUCGUCGACUCCAAAAAGAAGCCGUUUAGUUAUCUGGUGCAGUAGUGCAGUGUGCAGUGCAGACGGCCCAAGAGCCGACGCAAAGUGCAAUCGGACAUAUUUAUGUUGGAAAUCAUCACGAAUGGCAUAAUGACUUCAUCGGGCAUGGACAUAAGUGAAUCGUUUCGGCCCGAGGAUCUGGGAAAGACGGAUUUUUUCGACUUUGUAAGUGGCGGGGCGGCUGCCGCCGCAGCAGGUGCCACCUCCGGAGACAUGACCGUUACCAACGGAAGGCCGGGUUCGUCGUCUACGGCCAGUACGACCACCGCGGUGACGUUAACGGGCAGCACAGCGACAGGAGGACAGCCCAGUGUUCCUUCAGCUGCCGAUCGACCGCCGGGAACAGGUGGAGGCGGUCCUAAAAGUGCCGGCCCGGAAACCCUUAAUGUAAGUCAGUCCAGCUCGAGCGGGAGUGGCUCUAGCAGCAAUAACGGUGGUGCCAAUGGGAACAAUGGCCAGGCCAGUAAUCAACCCCUGCAAGGAUUCGAUCAGUUCUGGGGACCUGACAAAGACGUCAACCGGCUCGAUCAAUCGAUGUUCGACGACAUGAAUCGCUAUUGUUGGAUCCAGCAACAGAACAACGGCCAACAACCGGUGGGCUCCAUCAGCAACUCCGUAGCCGAUACGGAUGGACAGAUCUACACCCUCACCGUGCUCAACGGCGCCCCCGAACCUUGGGUCCUCCGGAAGGACCCCACCCCGGCGGAGCCACCUCCUCCGGCGUCCAACCUCGAUCUCGACACCAUCCUCGGAGGUUUCCCGGGCUACGUCAAGACCGAGUGCUUUUCCUACGAUGACAGUGGCUUCGGCACCGAUCAUCACUCCAAGGAAGACCCACAGCAGCAACUGCUCUCGCAACAACAACAGCAGCAGCACCUCCACCAGCAAGUACAACAAAUACCGGUCUCGUCGACCAACAUCGUCCUGUCCAACAACCUGAUGGACCCGAACAGUGUGAUAGCCUAUCAGAACAACAACAACGACUGGCAGAUGUCGGACCACAAUGUGAUAGAGCAUGAAACUCCAGAAUCUCUCCUAAGAAGUGCCCUGCAAGGCAAGGGCUACACCAAGGGACAAGCCGUUCAGCUGCAGAACGGCAUCACGGUAAUUCCUGCCGGACAAAUCAAAGAGGAAGACCUACGGCGAGUUCUCUACACCAGCGAUGCGGACACGCUAGCCUACGCAGACUCGACUCUCGCGAAUCCUCUCUUCGAGGACUCCACCCUGCACUCGCCCAGCUCAAACCACCCGCAGCAACACCAAUCUCAUCCUGCCAGCCUCGGCGGAGGCUCAAUAGGUGAUCUCGGCUCGGGAGUCGUUGUAGACGACGACAUGUUCCUCACCCUGGAGCCCAGCUUUACCGAAGACUACGAAAAGCUGAAACGGAUCGCCUCCGAGGUCCAGCAAUUCUGCACCGACAACAACAACUACACCGAAAUCAUCGUUGAAACCGCUGCCAUCAACCACCAACAUCAGAACCCUAGCCUUAUCAGUAGUAAUAACGGUAACCAGAACCUAGUGAUAUCGAGCGUCAACAGCGGCGCAAGUCACCACGCGAUAUCGACGACCACGUCGUCCGAUGUAGUGACCACAACCUCACCCACCAAGGUGAAAGCCCCUCGGUCAUCCAAGAAGUACAAGCGAUCUCUCACCAGCAGUAGUGCAAACUCCACCACUACCAACAACAACAAUAGCAUAGCCAACAACAAUAACAACACCAGCAUGAGCAAUCUCAACACCACCUCGGCGUCGAUACUCAGCUCAACCAAUCACAGUCCGAGCACCAACAACCCAAGUCCGACGCACUGCAACGGUCAGCGGAAGGAACGAUCUCUGCACUACUGUUCCAUCUGCUCCAAGGGCUUCAAGGACAAAUACUCGGUCAACGUGCACAUCCGGACGCACACCGGUGAGAAACCCUUCGCCUGUUCGCUCUGCGGCAAGAGUUUCCGCCAGAAGGCUCACCUGGCCAAGCACUACCAAACGCACAUGGCCCAGAAGAACCCCUCGGGAAGCGUCAAGUCCAGCAAAUCGAACCGAGCCGCCGCAGAACAGGCGGCGGCGGCUGCUGCAGCGGCAGCCGCUGCUGCCCAGCAGCAAGCCGGCCCACCUCAGCUUCCGUCCUCCCCUGUGCCCGUGCAGCAGCAGUCUCAGCUCCUCCCGCCAAUGCAAUCCGUCCAGCAGGUCCAGCAACAGUCGGUUCCGCAGCCGAUCCUACUCAACACUGCCACCAUCGUUGCCGGUCGGUAAUGCUCCCCGGUACCAUACGAAAGUCUCUUGUACUCACUCACUGCCUGUAGAAUUGCUCCCAACCGGCCGCUGAUGAAUACCACUCCGCCACUGAUGUAUUAUUUAAAGUUUGACCUUAGAACAACCAACCAACCACGUGUGUAUUCAAUAGAAAGGAAGUUGAGGAUCGAACGAGAAAUGAAAAGUGUUGCCAGUCUGAUGGGGUAGGGAAUGAUGCUCCAAGGCAUUGCAGAUUUUCGAACUUUCUAUUAAGAAAUGUAUUCAACUUUAUUUUCCUAUGAACAGUUCGUUUAAAGAUUGUUACUAUGGACUUUGCCAAACGAUACUAGAUUAUUCCAUAAUCUGGGUUAUUCGAAUAUAGUGUCUUAGAUUGUGCUGAUUUCGAGCUAAAAAGGAUCUUCCCACGAAAAUUUAUCAUGUCUGGUGAGUUGUUGUAUAUUCCCUUCUUAUGUCCAGUGCUUGCCGGAACCUUCUAACUUGUCUUCAUCAAAACUUCAACAUGUUUCUAUCUGCAAGCUCGAUGAAUUCGCAAUUUUCAAUACACAUCCUUUGAUUCCUUCGUAAACUCUUGGUAAUACUGGAAACUUUGGUGACAAUCACAAACAUUUCGUGUACUCUUAAAUUCGAAAACUACAAUAUUGUGGCUUCAACAAGGAUGUUUAAAGAUAUUUGGAAGUCUCCCACUUCAAGGGAGAGCGGCAUUAAGACUCUCUGCAUGAAUCAUAGACUGACGUUCUACGCAUAUUUGUACCGCUGUUUAGAAGGUUUACUUAGAACAUGGGACAACUAGGCGUAGAAGGGCAGUAGAGUUGCUGUCAUAAUUUUCAAUAUAGUAAGUGGCCGACCAAUAAUUACAUAAGACAUUAGGCGAUUUUUUAGCACCCCCUCCCUCC
Aedes aegypti (yellow fever mosquito) is the source of this 5163-nucleotide messenger RNA. RefSeq names its product transcriptional activator/repressor MOT3. Bases 2084 to 4270 code for a protein of 728 amino acids. The transcript is spliced from 6 exons. NCBI's taxonomy places the organism in Eukaryota, Metazoa, Arthropoda, Insecta, Diptera, Culicidae. Gene Ontology annotation, cellular component: nucleus. The record is from RefSeq and is a predicted model, not a curated record. Gene Ontology annotation, biological process: regulation of transcription by RNA polymerase II. Gene Ontology annotation, molecular function: RNA polymerase II transcription regulatory region sequence-specific DNA binding; DNA-binding transcription factor activity, RNA polymerase II-specific.